Messenger RNA from Entelurus aequoreus (snake pipefish), 1278 nucleotides. Its product is annotated as E3 SUMO-protein ligase ZBED1-like. Lineage: Eukaryota; Metazoa; Chordata; Actinopteri; Syngnathiformes; Syngnathidae. Gene Ontology annotation, molecular function: protein dimerization activity. Bases 111 to 1151 code for a protein of 346 amino acids. The transcript has 2 exons. The record is from RefSeq and is a predicted model, not a curated record.
CGGAAGAACGCCACUUUGCAGAGGCAUGUGCAGAACAGUUUCAAACUGUGGCAUGCAAGUGGGAAAUUGAAAGAAAAGUUACAACCAUUGGGACUGACAGUGCACGCAAUAUGAUUGCUGCGGCUCGUAUUCUACCAUACGAGCAUAUGCCCUGUAUCGCGCACGUCAUACAGAGAAGCAUCACUGUGAGUCUCGCUGACAGCGGAUUUGUUCCUGCAUUAGCCAAGUGUCGCAAGAUUGUGGGACAUUUUAAACACAGCCCGGCAAACUUAACGGAGCUGAAUGCAGAGCAGGUGAAACUCGGACAGCAGCAGGAGCCACUGAUCCAAGACGUUCCAACGCGGUGGAAUUCCACACUUGAAAUGGUCAAACGCAUCAUCCCCAAUCAAGCAGCAAUAAAAGCAACCCUGGAUCAACAGCAGCAUAAUCUCGUCAUGCUGACGCCAGCAGAAUGGGAUAAACUCCAGAGACUGGAGACCCUUCUAGAGCCCUGCCGGUAUGUGACUCAGAUCCUGGGUGGGGAGGCCUACGUCUCCUGCUCAGUGGUACUACCUGCCCUCUGCCACUUACACCGUGUAAUGGAAACUUCUGAUGAGGACCCUGCAUACAUGAUUAGAUUUAAGACCAAAUUCAAAGACGACCUAGGCUCCCGCCAAGAACACACCAACAAUGCAUGGCUCAAGAUUGCAACCGCACUGGACCCACGUUUUAAGGACUUGAAAAGUGUGCCCAAGGCAGACAGAGAGGAGGUGUGGACCAAACUUGGAGGCCUUCUGCGUGAAUCACCUGGAAGACCUUCACACACUACUGAAGAUGGGCCACCCAAGAAGAAAAUGAACCUUCUUCUACAGCUGGGCUCAGAUUCAGAAUCAGAUGAAGAGGUACAGCCUGACAGAGCCUUACACAGGUACAGAGCAGAGCCCACCAUUGAAAUGACGGACUGUCCCUUGCAGUGGUGGUCAUCUCAUGCAGGAGCCCAUGACAAGCUGGCUCCGUUGGCUCGGAAAUAUCUAGCCACUCCUGCAUCCUCAGUUCCCUGUGAAAGACUCUUCUCACUUGCCGGUCACAUUGUGCAAAAGAAGCGGUCAGCUUUACUCUCAGAAAAUGUGGACAAAUUGGUUUGCCUCAGUAACUGGCUAAAGGAUGAAUAGAGAAGCGGGCCACAUGUAAUUGUGUAGGCCAUGUUCUUUUGGUUUGAUAAAAAAGAGAAAUCUCUUUGUUUUUCCUUUGUUGAAGAGAAAUGGCCAAGAUGGCUAGUGUGUUACAGAAGGAGACACC